CACUAACCCUCACCUAUGUGUCAACUCUCACUGGACUGGAACUAAAAACUAAAGAUUUGGAGUGGAGGGGCAGGGGAGGACGGGAAACGGAGUGCGAGAGAAGUGAAGGAGAGGGAGAUUUUUUUUUUUCUUCUCCUCUAAAUCUUGAGCUUAGCGAAAGGGUGCGGAGCCGCUGAAAGACUGAAGAAAAGAAGGCAGGAAAGAAAGAAAGAACAACCUGUCUACAGCCUGACCCAGCCGUCUCUGACUUGAGCCAAGCGGGAACAGCAAGAACGUGGUUGGUCGGCGCCGUGCAAUCCAGCGCGGAACGUGGGACUCCCCCCAUAGCUGCUGAGCUGAUCCGAGUUGAGUCAAGCCAAGCUAGGGGGUGGGUGGGUUGCGCAAAAGCAAAAGCGGCGUGUCGUGUGUGUGUGUGUGUGGGAACGUGUCACGUCGUGCUUUGUCGCGUGGUGUGUGUGGCGUACCAGUCUGUGCUGUCGCGGCAGCGGCUGGGGUGACUGACUGACGGACGGGCGUGUGGGUUUACGGUCGUGGCAUGGCGGUGGCGCGGAGCUUAGUGUGGCGAGGGCUGGAGAGGCUGCUGGUGCAGGGCAGCAGGCUGCUGUGGGACCUGGCCCUCUGGCUGCUCCGCAGGUGCUACGCGCACAGGAUGGACUCCUGCCAACAGUGCCUGCACACCUGCCUCUACCUGGGACACGUCUACCAGAUGACGGAGGGGAGGCUAUGCCAGGUGCAUCUCCUUGACAACCGCAAACUGGAGCUGCUGGUUCAGCCCAAGCUGUUGUCCCGUGAGCUCCUGGAUUUGGUGUCCUCCCACUUCAACCUCAAAGAGAAGCAGUACUUUGGCCUGACUUUCAUUGACGACACGGGCCAGUGCAAGUGGCUGCAGCUGGACCGCCGAGUGCUGGAGCACGAUUUCUCCAAGAAGUCCGGCCCUAUCUCCCUCAACUUCCUGGUCCGGUUUUACAUUGAGAACAUCUCCCUACUCAAGGACACCACAACAGUGGAGCUGUUCUUCCUCAAUGCAAAAACGGCCAUUUACAAUGGAGACAUUGAAGUGGAAAGUGAAGUUGUCUUCAAGCUCGCAGCUCACGCCUUACAGGAGGCCAAGGGCGACUUCACAAGUGAUGAGACGACGCGGGCUGACUUGAAGAAGCUGCCCACUCUGCCCACCAAAGUGCUGAAGGAACAUCCCUCACUGGCAUACUGUGAGGAGCGUGUGAUGCAGCACUACAAGCAGCUGCAGGGUCUCAGUCGAGGACAGGCCAUCGUACAGUAUUUGGCGCUAGUGGAGUCGCUCCCAACCUACGGUCUCCAUUACUACGAGGUGAAGGACAAGCAAGGGAUCCCAUGGUGGCUUGGCAUCAGCUACAAAGGAAUCAGCCAGUACGACCUACAGGACAAAGUCAAGCCACGCAAGCUUUUUCAGUGGAAGCAGUUGGAGAAUCUCUAUUUCCGCGAGAAGAAGUUUGCAGUGGAGGUGAACGACCCUCACAGGACGGUGAGCAAGCGCACGUUUGGCCAGACGGGUCUGGUGAUCCACACCUGGUAUGCCAGCCACUCUCUGAUCAAGACCAUCUGGGCCAUGGCCAUCAGCCAGCACCAGUUCUACCUGGAGAGGAAGCAGAGCAAAGCGAAGAUGAGCGCGGCGAGGAGCUUGAACGACAUCGCUCUGGACCUGACGGACAACGGAGCAUCCAAGGUCAGCAAAGGUCACCUGGGCAUCAAGAACCAGCUCAUCAUGGCCAGCAACGGUAGCCUGGGAUCCACAGGCUCAGCAGACUCUGAGAUGAACGACGACCAGAAGAAGGAGAAGAUAUCCGAGCUGAAGAAGAAGGAGAAGGAUAUCCAGGACAUCUUGACCCAGAAGAUGAAGGAACUGAAGAAGAUCUGCUUACGGGAAGCGGAACUGACGGGGAAGCUGCCCAAAGACUAUCCUCUGUCUGCCGGAGAGAAGCCACCUCAGGUCAGACGACGAGUUGGCACCGCCUUCAAACUGGACGAGCUCUUCCCCUACAAUGAGGACCCGUACCUGAGGAACCUGGAGAGCCGCUUCGCGCUGCAGCGCAAGAUUGUGGAGGCGGCCAAGAAGCUGGCGGGGGAGCAGGACCUGAACAAGACGGUGAAGAAGAAGCGCAGGAGGAACUGCCUGGACGCCAUGCAGAAGCUGCAGCAGAUCGAGGACGAGAUGAACCAGUACCGCAUCAAGCAGGGCAAGAAGCCCACACAGAGGGCCUCGCUCAUCAUAGCAGAUGAGCUGGUGGCUUCGGAGUGCAGUUCCCUGUCUGAUGGUGCGCCUCUGGAUGACGAUGACUCUGAUGGUGUGCAGAGGCCGAGGUCUCGCUCCGUGCAGUGUUCUCCGUACCUGGGCUCCCCUCCCUCCGCUGGCCUGGACUUCGAUCCCGAAAGGAGAGCCUCAGCCAGCGACCAGCCCCAGGACCGCAGGCUGGACUAUGACCUGCAUUACUACGGCUCUAGAGAGGUGUCGUCGACCCACAGCAGCCCCUACAAGACCAUGCCCAGGCACCCCAGAGAUGCACGCAUGCCCCACACGCCACUCAUGACCCGCAACGCAUACAGCAGCAGCCAGCUACGGUCGGAGGGCAGCACUACGCACCAGCCGUGUUUCCGUCACCGCAGCAACAGCCUGGAGUCCCAGUCCCACCUCCUGCUGCUGCGCGGUGGGGGUGGCGGGGCCGAGAACGGCACUUCCUGCUCCGCCUCCGACAAGCACCACCACCACGGUUGCUCCUCCUCCUCCUCCUCCUUCUCCCUGCUCCUGCCGGCCCGCCGCAGCACCUCCUCCGAGGCCCUGGAGGACUGCGCCUCCUCCUACACCUCGCUCUCCAGCGCCGACUACGCCCACUACCGGGCGAUCAACGCCGCCGCCGCCGCUGCCGCGUUCGACCCGCGCCUCUACGACUACCGGCACCACCGGAAAGUGGAGGUCUACGGAAACACUGGCAGCAUGCCCAACCUCGUCCACAGCAACAGUAACAGCGGCGGCGGUGGUGGCGUCGGCAACGCUGGUGGUGGUGGUGGUGGAUAUGCAUACCCGCCUCCGUCUAUGCAGUACGGCCCCACGGCCUACUACGUGGCCGGCUACCCGUGCUCGGACUUUGACGCCUACUCCAACGGCGGGUAUGUCUACGAGAACGAGCUGGAGGGGCACUACAACGUCAACCCGUCGUACCACCCGCACGGCGGCUACCCCACCGCGGCCUCCGGCGCCGCUCACCACGGACACUACCGGCACUACGGGGGCAUGGACGGCCACGACACCCUGCCGCAGAACAACCCCUACGCCACCAUGAGGCCCCCCAGGGGCCGGCAGGGGCCCCGCAACGAGCUGAUGCUGGCUAAGAACAUGCAGAAGGCGCUGGUGGUGGAGCACCUGAGGGGGUGGUACCACCGCAGCGCCGUGCACCGGGACAUGGGGGUUGGGGUGGGCAUGGGACACAGAGGGGGGCCCCUGGCAGCGUACGAGGGGUUCGACAGGGGGUCGCAGCACAGCCUGGGAUACCAGACGCUCCCCGCAGCACCGUUUAGCCACUCCAGCCGGACUGCCUCCUACUCCUCAGUGUCGUCAGCAGCCAGUGGUGGGGGUAGCUGGCGCAGCCAUCUUGCAGUGGGCUUGACGGACUCCGAGAUGGACACACCUCUCACCACACAGCCCACCUACAGUGGCGCCCCCUUCAACCGCAGUCCCACACACACCAGGAUCUUUCCCGCUGAUUGUCCCAUUUGCCAGCCUCCUCCUCCUCCUCCACCUCCUCCUCCACCUCCUUCUCAGUGCUCUUGUCACUUCCCUGAGCCUGAGGUCUACCAUGACUAUGCCGAUGACCAUGAGUUGCUCCCCAUCUAUCACCUCCAUUCAUCCUCCUCCACCUCUGACUACACCUCCGGGUGCAACCACACCUCCUCCUCUUCCUCGGUCUCCUAUCUGUGCUGUCUUGGUCUCCAUACUCCUCCUCCUCCUCCCCCUCCUCCUGCUCCUGCUCCUAUCUCCCCCAAGACUCACUGCGAGUGGACAGACCCCCUCCUGUGGGACUCCUCCUUCCACCACUAUUAGGUCACCACUGGUCAGGUUUUAAUUUGUUAGCAUGGAGUGUGGCAGCUAGCUACUAACCAAUGGUGCAAGAGUGAAGCCUGAUGCCCAUGUGGAGCUAACAUUGCAGCAGACUACUUGACUGGAACUUUUCCUGACGCAGCUUGACAUUUUUACUUGAUGUUCUUACAUGCCUGGUCUUGGUGCAUUUUUUUUCUCAUGCAUGGUGUGGCUUCCAAGUAUUGACUUUUAAAUCAUUGAACAUAAAACAUCUGACACCAGCUAGGAGAAAGGUGUUUGAUGCAGCCUGAGUGUCAACAACCUUACCUGUGUGCACAGGUAGACUGUCUCAUGCUGUGCAUAAUGUAGGUAUGUGUGUAGGAACGUGUCUCAAAUGGCACUCUUGUGUGGAGUAUCUUGUGUGGAGUACCUUCACAGGCUCAUGCUGAGUAUUUCUUGCCUCACCUGUGAACAGGUACGCCACGGAGCCCAGGCGGGCGGAGUCACUCUCGUCUGAGGCAGAGAUGGGCGGAGCAACGGCCAGGUGUCCUGAGGAGGAGCAUUAACA
Molecule: messenger RNA, 4616 nt
Organism: Engraulis encrasicolus (European anchovy)
Lineage: Eukaryota; Metazoa; Chordata; Actinopteri; Clupeiformes; Engraulidae
Product: FERM domain-containing protein 4B-like
Exons: 23
Coding region: 536-4072 (1178 amino acids)
Biological process (GO): establishment of epithelial cell polarity
Cellular component (GO): adherens junction; bicellular tight junction; cytoskeleton
Molecular function (GO): cytoskeletal protein binding
Source: RefSeq, a predicted model, not a curated record